Molecule: messenger RNA, 1479 nt
Organism: Rattus rattus (black rat)
Lineage: Eukaryota; Metazoa; Chordata; Mammalia; Rodentia; Muridae
Gene: Armc7
Product: armadillo repeat containing 7
Exons: 3
Coding region: 286-882 (198 amino acids)
Molecular function (GO): protein binding
Source: RefSeq, a predicted model, not a curated record
GCGGUGUGGAGAGCGCGGUGAGGGGUGUGCCUUCGGUUCCUAAACGCCACGGUUUGUCACCCGGGUUGGAUUUCGGCUUUCAAACCCGGCUCUGACAGGAUCCUGAGACUCCUGGCCAUCCCCACAGUGCAUCCCCAACUGUCAGUCACUGCAGACUCGGAUCUCAGGACUAGACUGGGUUUGCUGCCGCUCUGUCGCCGCCGGGACAGGUCAGGAUCCAGGCGAGGGUUUCAGCCUUGUGGCCUCUUCCUUCCGAUCCGACCUCCCAAUUCCGCCGCCCCAGCCAUGGCACAGAAACCCAAGAUAGACCCCCACGUCGGGCGGCUAGGCUACCUGCAGGCGCUGGUCACAGAGUUCCAGGAGACCGAGAGCCAAGACGCCAAGGAGCAAGUCCUCGCCAACCUUGCCAACUUCGCUUAUGACCCGGGCAACUAUCAGUACCUACGGCAACUGCAAGUCCUGGACUUAUUCCUCGAUUCGCUGUCCGAAGAGAAUGAAACCCUCAUCAAGUUUGCUAUUGGGGGACUCUGCAACCUAUGCCCGGACAAGGCCAACAAGGAGCACAUCCUGCAGGCAGGAGGCCUCCCACUCAUCAUCAACUGCCUGUCCAGCCCUAACGAGGAGACGGUGUUAUCUGCCGUCACCACACUCAUGUACCUGAACUCACCCGGGACCCGCUCCCAUUCUGAGCUGACCUCCCUGCCCGUGGUCCAGUGUAUGCUACGCUUUUCCCUCUCAACCAACACCAGGCUCCGGAACCUGGCCCAGAUAUUCCUAGAGGACCUCUGUUCCCCAAGCCAGGUGGCUGAGGCCCGCAGCCAGCAGGCCCAUUCUGCCCUGGGCAUCCCACUGCCCAAGACUGAGGCCCCACAGCAGCCCUGAUCCAGGGAGAACUCAAGAUCCCGCCACUUUCUGCCCGAGACUAGUCCAGGCAUAGGUUCAGGGAGCAGACGGCUCAUAGCACCUGCGCCCAUGCUGCCCAAGUUGGUGCCUGUGUGGCUGCAUGCACGGUGGAGUCUUGGCAUGACAGACAUUUACAUCUAGGAAAAGCCUAGGAGUGACAAAGCCAGACGGGAGAUGCUUAGAGGAGAAAAGCAGAGCUGGCCUGGCUUUCAUGGACUGGCACUGGAUAAACUACGGAGGGAAAACCACCUCUGGUGCCCAGUGCCCAGCUGAUACCGCGUGUAAAGAGCUCUGCACCUGGGAGAGCGGCCAGUGCCGUGCCUGUCCAGAGUAAUUCCCAUGGCUAGAGAUGCAGCCGCCCUACUGGCUGGGGAAAGUGCUGUGGGCUCAACUCCUCCAGUGUUGAGGCUGAGUAUCUGGUCACGGUGGACGUGGAUAACUCUGCAGACCCGAAACAACCGUCUGCUCUCUGUUAGACACCAUGUGAGCAAUGCAGAGAUGGAGUUUCUCCCCUUGGGUGUCACAGCUAAUGAUGGCUGACUAAAUGGCCACUGGGCUCUAGGAGCGAGGCCCUGC